Messenger RNA from Cyanidioschyzon merolae strain 10D, 729 nucleotides. RefSeq lists its product as hypothetical. The transcript has a single exon. The record is from RefSeq and is a predicted model, not a curated record. The coding region runs from base 1 to 729 and encodes 242 amino acids. Lineage: Eukaryota; Rhodophyta; Bangiophyceae; Cyanidiales; Cyanidiaceae.
AUGCCGGCCCAAACUUCCGGGACGUUCAUAGCGCCAACACCGCGGCGCAGCAGCCGCCCCGGUGCUGGUCGUCGCCCUGCACCGGGUUUAGAGCGCACGUCCCAGGUAUUGGACAGAUGCACCGAGACGCUCCCGGAACUUGCGUCGAAAAGUGCAAGCACAAACGUCGACGAUCAGCUAGGAAACAGUCGAUCAGCUGAUCGACCGCACUUUAUCAUUCGUGCGGCUGGUGAGCAGGGACGUGUGGACCACUACCUGAAAGUGCGAAAGCGGCUGUUUGGUUCUUUCGCAAUAUACAAACUUGGACUGGAUCUGAACUUGCGCACAGGCGAACUCCUCUUCCGUUCAUCGUGUAAGGAUCGUCUCAUUGGCGGUAAACUUACCAUGCGGAACGCUGAGUUGCGUUGGACCAAAACCUGGCGUUUCGAGAGCUUGCGGUUGGUGUGUGGCGGGGCGCUGCACGCGCUAUCGGGCGCCAGCAACCUCUUUAUGCAUAUAUCAGUCCGCGGCCAGUCACGUGGAACACAAGACUUGCCAGGAUUUUACUGUUCAGCAGAGGUUCCACCACGAAGUCGGCUGCAGCCGUCACAUGGUAUCCAGCUGCAGCUGAAAGGUUCCAUUGAGCUUCCCGAGGCGUCUUACGUCGUCAGCCCAGAGGCUUGGCAGGCGCAGUACUCGAAUAUCGUCGGUCAUCUGCGAGAAGCAAACGUCAUUGUCCGACUGGACUGA